CCCUCACAAGAAUGUCUGGGAAUUCCCAAUCUUUUUGACAUACUUAUAGCACACUGUGAGUGUCAAAACACCAUAGAGCAGACUAUUCUAAUCACCACUUCAUCCAAACCAUUAUAUUGUGCAAAUGUGCAGUCCGUUUGAUCGUAAUUUAUAUAAAUGUUUGGCGCGAGCGGGGAUGGACUUGUUUGGGAACAGCAGUCUUUUUCAAUGUCGGCCAUGACUGUCGAAUCCAAUGUACUACAGCAACACGCUUUACAGAACCAAGACCAGAUUAUUAAUCAGUUGAAGGAGAUCACUGGUAUACAUGAUGUACAGACGCUACAGAAAGCAUAUAGUGUUAGCCAUGGUGAUGUUUCACAGGCUGUGCAAUUACUGACAUCAGAGACUACUACAGAUGCUGCUCCUACACAGGUCGUACCAGUAGGUGAAGUUAGUGACCCUACUCCCGCUAUUCCAGAUGUACAGUAUGGACCGAAAACUAAAAGCCAAGCUGCUGGUGUGAUAGAUUUAACCAAUGAAGGUGAUGAUAAAGCUGAUUUACGAAGAGCUAUUGCAUUGAGUUUACAAGAAACACAAACACCUUCUGCUAAUAUUGGUGUAUCUGCAGAAGAACAAGAUAUUAGUAGGGCUUUAGAGGAAAGUUUAGCUGAAACUAAACAUGGUGCUAAGCGAAAAAGAGGUGAAGGAUGGUUUGUUGACCCUCUCAAUCCACAUGAAAGACAGAGAGAGAAUGGUUGGCCUGUUGGAUUGAAAAAUGUUGGCAAUACCUGCUGGUUUAGUGCAGUUAUACAGUCACUGUUUCACCUUCCUCUGUUCCGUCAUUUAGUAUUAGAAUUCAAACCUAUUCAUCCAAAACUGGAAAAUGCCACAACUCCAGAAGACAUUGUAGUAAGUAGUAAUGGUGUAGACUUGUCAUUUCCAUUCAUAUUGAUAGUGCAGGGAACAACACUGUCUGAAACAUGCAUUGUUAUACAUGUACCAGCAUUUCUAAAUAUCAUACUGAUUUGGUGUAAUUGUGGUGGACGAUGCCAAAUAUUGCCUACAGUAAAGGAAUGUGUAUGCUGUAGGGAGAUCACUGUUGUUGAUGCCAAGUGUUUAGAAGCAGUGUUUGAAUUUGGUUUAAAGAAAGAUUGCAAUGCAUCACGCAACAUUCAGGCUUCCAAUGUGUUAGUUUGA
Messenger RNA from Saccoglossus kowalevskii, 1176 nucleotides. RefSeq names its product ubiquitin carboxyl-terminal hydrolase 25-like. Gene Ontology annotation, molecular function: cysteine-type deubiquitinase activity; protein binding. The record is from RefSeq and is a predicted model, not a curated record. Gene Ontology annotation, biological process: protein deubiquitination. NCBI's taxonomy places the organism in Eukaryota, Metazoa, Hemichordata, Enteropneusta, Harrimaniidae. Gene Ontology annotation, cellular component: cytosol; nucleus.